Brenthis ino (lesser marbled fritillary) is the source of this 321-nucleotide messenger RNA. NCBI's taxonomy places the organism in Eukaryota, Metazoa, Arthropoda, Insecta, Lepidoptera, Nymphalidae. The record is from the annotation of a GenBank genome assembly.
AUGGACCGCGUAAGUGGUGUGUGUAGGUUCGGAGGAGUAGUGUCGGCCGUAAGAACUCGAACAGGUCGUAGUAAGAGACGAUUGACAGUUGGUCCCAGUCAGGCAACAGAAGAUAUGCCUGAAGCCCCCAGGAGGGGACUUGGGGCUGUUCUGGUUCUCGCCUGCAUACUGGUAUACCACAACUGCCUUUACUGCGGCUUCGUCUUCGAUGAUAUUAGUGCCAUAAAGGAGAACAGGGACUUAAGACCACAGACCCCUAUCUCAAAUAUCUUCCUGAAUGACUUUUGGGGGACUCCUAUUCAUAAGGUGAGGAUUUAUGAU